AUGUUUCUCUCUUUUCUCCUUUAUGUUUCUCUCUUUUCUCCUUUAUUUUUCUCUCUUUUCUCCUUUAUGUUUCUCCUUAAUUUUUCUCCCUUUCCCUUUUUCUCCUUUUUUUUUUCUCUUUUUCUCCUUUAUGUUUCUCUCUUUCUCUUUAUUUUUCUCUUUUCUCCUUUUAUUUUCUCUCUUUUCUCCUUUAUUUUCUCUCUUUUUUUUAUUUUCUCUCUUAAUUUUUCUCUCGUUUUCCCCUUUUUUCUUUUAUUUUUUUCUUUUUAUUUUCUCUCCUUUAUGUUUCUUUUUUCUUUUAUUUUUCUUUUCUCUCUUUUUUUUCUCCUUUAUUUUUCUCUUUAUUUUUCUCCUUUCUUUAUUUUUCUAUUUUUCUCUCAUUUCUCCUUUUUUUUUCUCUCAUUUCUCCUUUAUUUUUCUCUCUUUUCUCCUUUAUUUUUCUCUCUUUUCUCCUUUAUGUUUUCUCUCUUUUCUCCUUUAUUUUUCUCUCUUUUCUCCUUUAUUUUCUCUCGUUUUCCCCCUCUUUUCUCCUUUAUUUUUCUCUCUUUUCUCCUUUAUUUUUUCUCUCAUUUCUCCUUUAUUUUUUCUCUCAUUUCUCCUUUAUUUUUUCUCUCUUUUCUCCUGUAUUUUUUUAUUUUCUUCUCAUUUUCUCCUUCAUUCUUUCACUCUCUCUCCUUUAUUUUUCUCUCAUCCUUCAUUUUUUUUUUUCCAUUUUUUUUAUUUUUUCUCCUUUAUUUUUUCUUUUUUUUUUUCUCCAUCUUUUCUCCUUUAUUUUUUCUUUACCUUUUCUUGGCCAUUUUUUCAUGUGAUUUACAAAAUGACUUUCUUUUCUCAUUUAUAUUUUGUGUCUUUUUCUCUUCAUUCAUUUUCAUCUUCCUUUCUUACGUCACUUUUUCUUAUCUUUAUUUCUUUAUCUCUUUGCUCUUUAUCUUCUUCAUUCUUUUCUUCUCUUAUAUUUUGUCUUCCAUACUUUCUCAUCUCACUCAUUUCUUCCUUCCAUUCUCCUCUCUCUCAUUUUCUCUUCCUUUCUUUCUCUCCUCCUUCAUUUUUGUCUUCCUUCCGUUCUCUACUCCCUCAUUUUUUGUCUUCCUUCCUUUCUCUUCUCACUCUUUUUUUCUCCCUUCUUUUCUCCUCUCACUCAUUUUUGUCUUCCUUCCUUUCUCCCCUUACUCGUUUUUGCCUUCUUUUCUUUCUCCUCUCGAUCGUUUUUGCCUUCCUUACUUUCUCCCCUUACUCGUUUUUGCCUUUCUUACUUUCUCCCCUCACUCAUUUUUGUCUUCCUUCCUUUCUCCACUUACUCGUUUUUGUCUUCUUUACUUUCUUCUUUCACUCAUUUUCAUUCUUCUUUCUUUCCUUCAGUUUCACCAUCUUUCCUUUCUCCCCUUUUACUUGUUAUCUUUACUUUUUUUACUUGUUUCUUUUCUUAUUUCUUUUCUUUUCUCUUUCCAUUUGUAUCUUUUUCAGCUUUCCUUUCUCAACUUCAAACAUCCAAUUUUUUUCUUCAUACCAAAAUCUAUCACAUUUCGUUCUCUUCUUAUUCUUUCUUUCAUUCUUUUCUUUUUCCUUUCUAUCUCUCACAAGUUUUUCAUUCAUAGCUCUCUCCACUUUAUCAUUUUUUUUCUUUUCUUCCUGUUUUUCACCUUUUCUUUCAUCCUAGUUCUUUUUAAAUUGCACUCUCCCUCUUUUUUUAUAUCUUAA
Molecule: messenger RNA, 1698 nt
Organism: Acanthosepion pharaonis
Lineage: Eukaryota; Metazoa; Mollusca; Cephalopoda; Sepiida; Sepiidae
Source: the annotation of a GenBank genome assembly